CUCCGUUUCGCUCUCCCCUUCUCUCCAUUUUCAUCACUUUCUUCUCUUUGUUUUUGUUUUUUUAUUCUUUUGGGUCAAAAGUCUAGGGUUUUCAGUUUCGUUCGAUAAAAAAGUAGGAAAUUAUGGGGCAGCAGACGCUGAUCUACAGCUUCGUGGCUCGCGGGACGGUAAUUCUGGCGGACUACACAGAGUUCACCGGAAAUUUCACCGGCGUCGCCGCCCAAUGCCUCCAGAAACUCCCCGCUUCCAGCAACCGGUUUACCUACAAUUGCGACGGACACACCUUCAACUACCAGGUGGAGAACGGGUUCACCUACUGUGUUGUUGCUGUUGAAUCUGCUGGAAGGCAAAUUCCUAUUGCCUUCUUGGAGCGGGUAAAGGAUGAAUUUUACAAGAAAUAUGGUAAAGGGAAAGGUGUUAGUGCAGGUGCCAAUGGCCUGAAAAGAGAAUUUGGUCCAAAACUGAAAGAACACAUGAGGUACUGUGCUGAACAUCCAGAAGAAAUGGACAAGAUUGCCAAGGUUAAGGCUCAGGUCAAUGAAGUAAAAGGAGUGAUGAUGGGGAACAUUGAAAAGGUUCUGGACCGUGGUGAGAAGAUUGAGCUUUUGGUAGAUAAAACUGACAACCUACGGUCACAGGCGCAGGAUUUCCGAAAGCAAGGAACGAAGAUGAAGAGGAAAAUGUGGUUUGAGAAUAUGAAGAUAAAAUUGGUUGUGGCGGGUAUUCUUGCCCUCUUAAUUCUUAUGAUUGUCCUGUCUGUCUGCCCUCAUUUCAAUUGUUAAUGAUUGCACUGGGGCGGCGGGCAUCACCCCGUUCCUGCAGAGUUACCAUAUGGGUUGACUGAUACAGGGCAACAUUGGUAGUUCAUUGCCAAAUAUCAGCACAUCACUUCACUGCUAAUCUGUAGAGCCUGGCCUGAAAUUUUUAUUAGGAGUUGGUGUAUAGGUAUUUUGGAUGGUAGAUAUGUGUCUUUGUUAAAGUGUAUUUGAGUUGAUAGAUAGAACUGACAGAACCCACAAUGGGUUGUAUAUUGGCUAUUGAUGUACAUAGUGAUCCACUGAUCCAGCUCCCAUUACUUGAUAACAAUCAAUAAAUUUAAAUUUCAUUGCUCAA
Molecule: messenger RNA, 1113 nt
Organism: Cuscuta epithymum
Lineage: Eukaryota; Viridiplantae; Streptophyta; Magnoliopsida; Solanales; Convolvulaceae
Source: the annotation of a GenBank genome assembly